This is a messenger RNA of Acyrthosiphon pisum (pea aphid), 2455 nucleotides long. RefSeq names its product sushi, von Willebrand factor type A, EGF and pentraxin domain-containing protein 1. The transcript has 15 exons. NCBI's taxonomy places the organism in Eukaryota, Metazoa, Arthropoda, Insecta, Hemiptera, Aphididae. The record is from RefSeq and is a predicted model, not a curated record. Bases 261 to 2243 code for a protein of 660 amino acids. Gene Ontology annotation, molecular function: protein binding.
UAUUAUGGAAUAAUCAUAUAUUUUGUAUGAUAUAUUAUUAAAAAACUGUAUUGUAUUCCAGGGACUUAGGUUAUAAAAAAUUCAGGGAUAUCGAAACGAAAUCAUUUACGCAUCUUACAGAGUUAAAGAUAUUAAGGUUGAGCGGCAAUUUAAUAAGUAAUUUGAAAAAUGGUGUAUUUGCAAACCUUUCAAAGCUUUGGAAAUUAUUAUUGUAUAAUAAUACAAUUGAAAACAUCGAGACUGGGUGUUUUAAUAACUUAAUGAGUUUGGAGAACUUAAAAUUGGAUCACAACAAAAUCCAUAAUCUCGAUUUUGUACAAUCUAAGGGAUUAGCAAGACUGAAUGAACUGGAAUUAAGCCACAAUCUGAUAAGAAACAUUCCACCUGGGAUAUUCGAUUCAUUAACGUCGUUGAGAAUUUUAACGUUGAACGACAAUGAAAUAAGUAAUUUGAAAUAUGGUGCAUUUGCAAACCUUUCGAAGCUUCAGACAUUAUCAUUGGAUAGAAAUAAAAUUGAAAACAUCGAGACUGGGGUUUUUAAUAACUUAACGAGUUUGAAAUACUUGUUUUUGAGUUUCAACAAAAUUCAUAAGCUCGAUUUGGAAAUGUUUAAGGGACAUAUAAAACUGGAUACACUGUCUUUAAGCCACAAUCUGAUAAGAAACAUUCCACCUGGGAUAUUUGAUUCAUUAACGUCGCUGAAUCUUUUGAUGCUUGACCAUAACCCGUUGACGUGUGAUUGCAAUAUUCUGUUGUUUGUAAACGCGCUAAAGAAAAAUUACCCCCAGCUAGAUGUAUUCGGGGUUUACGACCCGUCAUGCUAUUUUCCAGUAGAAAUGAGCGAAAAAUCAUUGAAAAAAUUAACCGAAAAAGAUUUUCAUUGCACGUCUCCGGAUGUAAUCGUGGUACCAGAGAACAAGACGUUGUCGGUCGGUGAAGAGUUACAACUCUCGUGCAAAGCCGUAGGGGACCCGGAACCUUUGAUAACGUGGGCCAAAGACGACAUUUAUCUAGAACUUGGCCAAAGAGUUCAGGUAUUUAAAAAUAAUACAUUGAUUAUAUCUAAAGUGGAAAGAACGGACGGCGGUCAAUAUAAGUGCGUGGCGUCCAAUUAUCUUGGACGAAAAUCUUUUGAGGCGAUGGUUAACGUAAACGAAAAGAUGUGUCCACCUCUACUAUCAGACAAUUUAGAUAUUAAAUGUAGUUUUAAUGGCAACUAUGCUAAUUGCUCAAAUUUAUCGAUACCUGACACAAUAGCAACACCAUCGUGUAAGCCUACUUAUGCUCUACCAAAUAGAAAAAAACAGACUUCACUAGAAUUACGUUGCCAGUCUAAUGGAAUGUGGGAUAAAGAACUAUAUAGAUGUCAACCACUGGAUAUUUGCAUUUUACCAACUGUCGAAGGAGUUGUAUACACUUAUGAAGGUUCUAACGAAAGUUUAACUCACGGGACGUUUAUUGAUCUUCACAUUACAGUAAAUGAGAACUGUAAAUUUGGCUACCAUAAAGUUCAUCCCAAUAGUUUUAGAGUUUGUCAGAGACAUGGAAAAUGGAAAACGGUUUCUGAUAAAUUAUGUUUGAAAACGUGUCCACCUCUAGAGUCAGAUAGUUUAGAUAUUAAAUGUACUCAUAAUGGGAAGUAUGCUAAUUGUUCAAAUCCAUCCAUACCCGAUACAAUAGCAAAACCAGUAUGUAAGCCAUUAUAUACCGCGUCAAAUGGAAAUGAAGAGGAACCACUUGAAUUACUUUGCCAGCCCAAUGGAACUUGGAAUAAAGAACUAUAUAGAUGUCAACCACUGGAUGUUUGCAUUUUACCAACUGUCGAAGGACUUGUAUAUACUUAUGAAGAUUCUAAUGAAAGUUUAUCUCAUGGGACAUUUAUUGAUCUUCACCUUACAGUAAAUGAGAACUGUAAAUUUGGAUACUAUAAAGUUCAUCCCAAUAGUUUUAGAGUUUGUCAGAGACAUGGAAAAUGGAAAACGGUUUCUGAUAAAUUAUGUUUGAAAAUGUGUCCACCUCUAGAGUCAGAUAGUGUAGAUAUUAAAUGUACUCAUAAUGGGAAGUAUGCUAAUUGUUCAAAUCCAUCCAUACCCGAUACAAUAGCAAAACCAGUAUGUAAGCCAUUAUAUACCGCGUCAAAUGGAAACGAAGAGGAACCACUUGAAUUACUUUGCCAGCCCAAUGGAACUUGGAAUAAAGAACUAUAUAGAUGCAAUCCAAGUAAUUGUAUUAUUUUAUUAUAAGUGAAAUCCCCUAAUUUAUUCAUAUUUUAUUAAUUAACUUAACUUUUACUGCAAUCAAAUGCUUUUGUUUGUAUAACAAAAAAAAACCAAAAAAGGACGAAUAACUAAUCAUUAGGUACCGGUUAAUCGAUUGAUGUAAAUUUUUAAGCCGUAAACAGUGUGUCUAUUCUAUUGUCAUUAUUACUUGUUAACUAUUAUCAUUCAUAUUCAUA